AUGUCAAAGUCACAAAUUGAUUACAUUUGGUCCUCAGCUGAAGUUGUUUCUCAUUUCACGAGCUGCGAAGUCUUAGAUGUUGACCCUUCUUUGUCUGACAAUUCUAUGGUCACUUUCAGUGUUGAAAAUUUCUUGGAUAUCAAAAACAAGAAAAGGAAUAUCCCUUCAAAAAAGAUUUAUGAUUAUGAUAAAAUGACCAGUGACAAAUGGGAUUCUUUCAGCAAUAAAGUAGAUGCUUUAGCCAAUGGAUGCUACUUGCGAA
Molecule: messenger RNA, 262 nt
Organism: Funneliformis geosporum
Lineage: Eukaryota; Fungi; Glomeromycota; Glomeromycetes; Glomerales; Glomeraceae
Source: the annotation of a GenBank genome assembly